AUGGGGAAUAUGGAGAAUAAUAACAUCAAUACCAACAACAAUAACAAGCAGUGGCCUUUGCAAUGUGAAAUCUUGCACAACCAGACGGAGAAUUUGGACAAGGAAACUCCUUUGAUCAGCUCCAGUCUUCAGAAAACUAUGUUAAACUCAUUUCAACUUGAAAGCAUAUGUGAGGAUACAGUGGCUGUAGACAGAAAACAGAGCCUGCUGAACUUUUUCCCUUGCCUUCGGUCAGGAGAGUGGUCUGAUAUUGGGGGUCGAACCGAUAUGCAGGAUACUCAUAUAUGCAUUGGUGACUUAGCUAAAAUGUUUGAUUAUAAUGUACUCAGUGAGGGAGCUAUCUCCUUCUAUGGUGAUGCAGCACAAUUUGUUCGUGACAAUUUGCCAAGAGUAGUUGUUGAGGAUGCUGACUUUCCAUUAGAACUUGAAAAGGUGAUAACAAGGUCAUUUAUGGAGACAGAUGCUGCAUUUGCAAAAACGUGCUCCCUUGAGUCUUCCCGUGCUUCUGGAACAACUGCACUCACUGCAAUGAUAUUUGGGAGGUCUUUGCUUGUGGCAAAUGCUGGAGAUUGCCGUGCUGUAUUGUCACGAUGUGGAGCGGCUGUAGAAAUGUCAAAAGAUCAUAGGCCCUGCUGCAAAAAAGAAAGAAUGCGGAUUGAAUCCUUGGGUGGAUAUAUUGAUGAUGGUUUUCUAAAUGGUGAGUUAGGUGUCACCCGUGCAUUAGGUGAUUGGCAUCUUGAAGGAAUGAAGGGUGGGGGUGAAAGGGGAGGACCCUUAAGUGCUGAACCAGAACUUAAAUUAAUGACACUGACCAAGGAUGAUGAGUUUUUGAUCAUUGGUAGUGAUGGAAUAUGGGAGAUGUUCACCAGCCAAAAUGCUGUUGAUUUUGCUCGAAGGAGACUCCAAGAGCACAAUGAUGUGAAGUUGUGCUGCAAGGAAAUAGUAGAGGAGGCAAUAAAGCGUGGAGCAAGUGAUAAUUUGACACUAGUUAUGGUGAGUUUCCACUUGGAGCCUCCUCCACAUGUGGUGGUAGAGAGGUCUAGAGUCAGACGAAGCAUUUCUGCUGAAGGACUUCAGAAUAUCAAAUUCUUCUUAGAAGGAUAG
Messenger RNA from Prunus armeniaca (apricot), 1104 nucleotides. The record is from the annotation of a GenBank genome assembly. Lineage: Eukaryota; Viridiplantae; Streptophyta; Magnoliopsida; Rosales; Rosaceae.